AUGAAGCCCUCAACAAGGACUGUGCCCCUCGCGGCGCUUCUGGUUGCGAGUGCGAGUGCGCAGACCAGCACCAUGGUCAACGACCCACUCGACACCUCCGUCACUACUGUUUACUACUCUGUCUGCCCGACGGCUCUCACCACCACUACAACCUUGUCGAGCACGAUCACCUACUGCCCCGGACCCAAUUGCCACGGAGGCGGUCCCCAGAUCACCGCACCACCUCAAGGCCCUUACUAUGGCUCCGAGAUUCUUGCAUUCACUACUACUGGUCCGGAUGGGAAGGUUUCCGAAUACCAUGAAUUUCUCACUGUCUAUGAUCAGAUCUGCUCGGAUGGCACUGGCAUGGAACAAGCUACCUAUACCAUCACCGAGGCUUGCCCAUGCCAUAUGACCAAGAAUCCCAUGACCCUUCCCGAAGGCUUCACCACUACCUCACUCUUACAACUCCUUGCGCUACCGGUCCCUACGCAACAGUCACCCCGGUUGUUGGCUCCGAUACAGGCACUGGCUCUGGUUCAGGGUCCGGAUCUGGCUCAGGGGCAGGCUCUGGUUCUGGUGCAGGCUCUGGUGCAGGCUCCGGUUCAGGUGCCGGCUCUGGCUCUGGGGCUGGUUCUGGCUCGGGCUCCGGCGCUGAAUCAGGCUCUGGUGCUGGAUCAGGCUCUGGCGCUGGGUCUGGUGCAGGCUCUGGUGCAGGAUCGGGCUCCGGUGCUGGUUCGGGCUUCGGCUCUAGCACUGGGUCUGGUGCUGGUGCUGGUGCAGGCUCCGGUUCAGGCUCGAGCUCUGGCAGCAGCUCAAGUCCUGAAGCAGAUACAGGCGCUGAUUCGAACUCUGGUGCACGAGGUGGGGCCGGUGCAAGUGCAGGCGUAG
Messenger RNA from Capronia coronata CBS 617.96, 870 nucleotides. RefSeq lists its product as uncharacterized. The record is from RefSeq and is a predicted model, not a curated record. The coding region runs from base 1 to 870 and encodes 289 amino acids. NCBI's taxonomy places the organism in Eukaryota, Fungi, Ascomycota, Eurotiomycetes, Chaetothyriales, Herpotrichiellaceae. The transcript is spliced from 2 exons.